Pseudoliparis swirei is the source of this 2403-nucleotide messenger RNA. RefSeq names its product bucky ball (gene buc). NCBI's taxonomy places the organism in Eukaryota, Metazoa, Chordata, Actinopteri, Perciformes, Liparidae. The transcript is spliced from 8 exons. The coding region runs from base 177 to 2126 and encodes 649 amino acids. The record is from RefSeq and is a predicted model, not a curated record.
CAGAGGCCAUAUGAGGAUACUGCGCAUGCGCCCGUAGCAGGAGGUCCGGCCCACGGGUUGAGAGAGGAAACAGCGACAUCUGGCGGAACGCGGGGGAUGUUUAUUCUAUCUUCAUCCCGCUGCAGUAUUUAUUUAAUUUUAUCCCCGACACGUUGAGAGCGAGCACGUGAGAGAAAAUGGACGACGGAAGUAAACACGCGUUUGGGGCCGGGCCGCCGCGAGCUGCUCACCCCAGGCCGUUCUUCUACGUGCAGCCGCCGUCUCAGCCGUACUACGUGGCCCAGAACUGGCAGAUGAACAACCCGUACGGCCACUACGGGCUGCCCGGAGGUCUAAACCUCGGCCGCCCCUGCAUGCAGCCGUACCAGUACAUGCAGUACCCGGGGUUUGUUUACCCUCAAGCCCCCAUCUACCCCAUGGACUACCGGCGCAUGUUCGAGCCCCGCUUCCCAGCUCCGACCUGGAACGACAUGCAGCAGUAUCACAUGCAGCAGCAACAACAACAACAUCAUCAACAACAACAACAAUAUUAUCAUCAGCAGCAGCAGCAGCAGCAGCAGCCUUAUGGGCGUCGGGAGACGGCGUGCUCGGAGGCUCAGACCGACCCCAGCGACGCCAUCACCAAACUCAUGGAGUGCCUGGAUAAGAUCCGAGCCGCGGAGCUGCAGCACGGCGCCGAGCGGGAGCUCGACUCCGGCGUCGCCUCGCAGUCCUCCGGGAUGUUCUCUCCGGCGGAGGAGAAGAAGAAGAGCGAAGCGCCGCAGGGUCACGCCCGGCCUCCGGUGGCCGACGGCGACGGACGUCCGGAGUCCCCGGCCGUGACCUUCGGCGACUCCACGGCGGCGGUGUACGACGGCGAGUCCAGCCGGAGGAGCGCGGACGGCCCGAGCCCUCGGGGGUGCUGGUCGGCGGUUCUGGAGGCGGAGCUGCCGCUGGAUAGCUCCUCCGUCCACGAGGAGAGUCCCGAGCCACCGGCGGCGGCGGGCGACCACGACGGACGCUUCUUCCCUCUCGAGAAAGCCGAGGUCGCGGGUAUCCAGUCGGACGCCGGCGUUCCCAAAUGUGACGCAGAGGAGCUCCUGAAGAGGAGGAUGGAUUCAAUCCUGCCGUCGUCGUCGUCUCCUUCCUCCUCCUCCUCCUCUUCCUCCUCCUCCUCCUCUUUUACCUCCAGUCUCCCGGCGCUUAAAGAAGCUUCGAGUGGCGACAAAGCCUCAAAGGCUGAUCCGAGCUACCGGAUCCUCAAGCUGCCCUUCCAGAGCGCUGUGACCCCGGGGGACGCCGGGCGCCUCUCCUCCUCCUCGCCGGCGGCGCCCUACUACUACAACUACCUGUCCCUGCAGACGACCCACGAGCGCACGAGCGUCCUCGGGCCGUCUCUGGACGAGCUGUCCUCCAGAGACGAGAUGUUCUCCACCGACCUGGACGACGCCGACCUCUUCCCCAAGCGGCUGUACGCCGGCCGGAGGCUUUCGGAGGCCGUGAGCAGCUCCCCGCACGACCUCACCGCCAACGCCAACGCGGAGGAGGAGGAGGAGGAGGCGUGUCUGCCCGGCGCCAAGAGGUUCAUGUGCGCCUGCUGCGGGAACAGCCUGGCGAAGAGCGCCGGACGGAGCAGAGGACACGGCGGCGGCGCCAAGGCGUCCAGGGACCUUCGAGACGGCGACUCCGAGGAGGAGGAGCGCAGGUACGAGCAGCCGGUCCGAGUGGCCGGGAGGAAGCAUACGGCGCCCAGGAAGCUCCACGGCGUCCCGCCGCCGAGACACGCGGCCAAACCCUGGCACAAAAGGGGCCCGUGCAAAGACGCGUCCGAUCCGGCGGCGACCCAGGAGGAAGGGCGGGAGCCGUGUAAGCCGGCGCCGGCCGGCGGCGAGGCCGGAGAGGCGGGCGGCGGGGAGCUGCAGUGCAGGACGUGUACGGACGGGCUGUGCAGAGACGAUCUGACCGCGUUGGAUCAGAGCCGGUCGGGCGACGGUGACGUGAUUCCCAGGAGGAGACCAGCGAACCUUCUGCAACGACAAGAGACGAGGAAAGCGAUGUGCUACAGGCCGAGAGACGAGGACAACGAGGACGAUGAGCCGCUGCUGCACUGGGAGAGAGGCUCUACGACGAGAGAACCGAGAUGUUAAUGUCCCCAAAGCGCGUUGAACUGUGCCCAAAAAAGGUGUUUAUUGUUCCAGGAUAAUGUGUUAAAAAAAGAAAUAUAUUUAGAGCACCAGGUGAAAUGCACAGCACGAGGAAUCCUCUCUUUGGUUGAAGUAAAAAUUCUAUACAUGUAUAAAGAUUCUGCAGCGACGCUGCCUCGCACUAUUUGUGAUUUAUGAAUUUCACAAACGGGGGAAUGGGCUGAAAGGUGUGAUUGGGAGCCACAGUUUUGGGGCCAGUUCAAUAAAGAAAUAUUCCUUA